Botrytis fragariae is the source of this 2049-nucleotide messenger RNA. Its product is annotated as putative alpha-l-rhamnosidase protein. NCBI's taxonomy places the organism in Eukaryota, Fungi, Ascomycota, Leotiomycetes, Helotiales, Sclerotiniaceae. The transcript has 3 exons. Gene Ontology annotation, biological process: carbohydrate metabolic process. Bases 1 to 2049 code for a protein of 682 amino acids. The record is from RefSeq and is a predicted model, not a curated record.
AUGGCUAUAAUCAAACGUUUCAUUGCUCUUGUCGCACUUUCCCUGUCUUUGGAUUUGGUUUCUGCUCAAGCAUGCUGGAAAAACACAACUUGCAGUGGACCUCUGGAAGCUGCCUUUCCGGGCCCUUGGGAUGCAAACAUCUAUGCGCCUUCGAGUCGCCAGGUAUCUCCAAAAUCCGUCUUAUCCGCAACAACCGGCGCUGUUCUGUCUAACUUCACGGGAUCGAUUGGACUUUCUGGAAAUGGUUCGAAAUAUACUCUUGACUUUGGUAAAGAGGUGGGCGGACUCGUGACCCUCAAAUACACUUCCUCGGGGCCCGGUGCAAUCGGGCUGGCAUUUACAGAAGCCAAAGAUUACAUUGGGGAAUGGUCCGACUCGUCCAAUGGAGGCUUCAAAGGACCAGAUGGCGCUAUCUAUGCAAAUUUCACAUCAGCUGGUACGGGAACAUAUACCAUGCCAGAUCUUUCGCUUCGUGGAGGUUUCAGAUACUUGACCUUGUUCUUACUUACCGACGGUACCACGAAUGUCAAUAUUAGCAGCAUCGUUCUUGAGAUUGGAUUUCAGCCAACAUGGUCAAAUUUACAAGCAUACCAAGGAUACUUUCACAGCAGUGAUGAAAUGCUAAACAAGAUUUGGUACUCUGGUGCAUACACGCUGCAAACAAAUGCGGUUCCUGUAAAUACUGGACGUCAAAUCCCUACUGUUAAAGUAGGAUGGGCAAACAAUGGUACCAUGGGGCCGGGUGAUACCAUCAUUGUAGAUGGAGCAAAGCGGGAUCGAGCUGUUUGGCCUGGUGACAUGGGUAUUGCCGUUCCAUCGACAUUUAUUAGUAUUGGAGACCUCGUCAGUGUCAAAAAUGCACUUCAGGUCAUGUACAACUACCAGAACAAUGUAACCGGCGCAUUUCCAGAGGCAGGACCACCCUUACUACAACUGGGCUCUGAUACAUAUCAUAUGUGGACUAUGAUUGGAACUUACAACUACGUUCUUUACACCAAUGAUACUUCGUUCCUCUUACAAAACUGGGCGAAGUAUCAAUUAGCGAUGAAUUAUGUUUAUGGAAAAGUCAGCGCUCCUGGUCUCCUUGAGGUCACAGGAAUUCGUGAUUGGGCCCGUUGGCAACAAGGUUUCAAUAACAGUGAAGCACAAAUGAUUCUCUAUCGAACCCUUCUUACUGGCGCUGAUCUGGCCAAAUGGGCUGGUGAUACUACCAAUUUGACGGCGACAUGGACCAGUCAGGCGGCUUCUCUCAAAACAGCCGUCAAUAAGUACUGCUUCGAUUCAUCUUAUGGAUCUUUCAAAGACAACGCAACAGCAACUACAUUACAUCCUCAAGACGCAAAUAGCAUGGCUCUUUUAUUCGGAGUUGUUUCUCCAACUUCCCCUACAGCCCAAACUAUUUCCACCAACCUUCUCAAGAAUUGGACCCCAAUCGGAGCUGUCGCGCCCGAACUUCCAGAAAACAUAUCCCCUUUCAUAUCGAGUUUCGAGAUCCAAGCCCACUUUACCAUCGGAGAAACGAGUCGUGCGCUCGAACUCAUCCGUCGAUGUUGGGGUUGGUAUCUCAACAACCCCAAUGGAACCGAAAGCACAGUCAUCGAAGGUUAUCUCCAAAAUGGUACCUUUGCAUAUCGAUCAAGCAGAGGUUAUAUGUACGAUACCUCAUACGUAUCUCACGCACAUGGCUGGUCUUCAGGUCCCACAUCUGCCCUUACAGAAUUUGUAUUGGGUCUUAGUGUUACUAGCCCUGUGGGCAAAACUUGGAAAUUAACACCACAAUUCGGAGACUUGACGAGUGCAGAAGGUGGAUUUAUGACUGCAUUAGGGAAAUUCCAAGCGGCUUGGAAACUUACAACGACGGGAUACACGUUGGAUUUUGCGGUGCCGGAAGGAACCACAGGGUCGUUGAUCUUGCCGGUAAGAAAGGCGGGGGUGGUGCCAAGUAUUGUUCUGAAUGGAAAAGAAAUCGAGUCAAGGGGCUUGAAGGUUGCAAAUGGGGGUGUGGCGUUGGAGACUAAUGGCGGGAAACAUAGUAUUGUUGUUCGUUGA